Bombyx mori (domestic silkworm) is the source of this 498-nucleotide messenger RNA. Its product is annotated as antennal binding protein. Gene Ontology annotation, molecular function: odorant binding. Gene Ontology annotation, biological process: sensory perception of smell. NCBI's taxonomy places the organism in Eukaryota, Metazoa, Arthropoda, Insecta, Lepidoptera, Bombycidae. The record is from RefSeq and is marked provisional.
UUGUCCUGAUAUGUCUGGCGUUCGCCGUCUUCAACUGCGGAGCCGAUAACGUCCACCUUACUGAAACUCAAAAAGAAAAAGCUAAGCAGUACACCUCAGAAUGUGUUAAAGAAUCUGGCGUGAGCACCGAAGUGAUAAAUGCAGCGAAGACUGGACAGUACUCCGAAGAUAAAGCUUUUAAGAAAUUCGUGCUUUGCUUUUUCAACAAAUCCGCAAUCUUGAACUCAGAUGGUACAUUGAACAUGGAUGUUGCGCUAGCAAAACUUCCUCCUGGUGUUAAUAAAUCUGAAGCCCAAAGCGUACUAGAACAGUGCAAGGAUAAGACCGGGCAAGACGCAGCCGAUAAAGCCUUCGAGAUCUUCCAAUGCUACUACAAAGGGACCAAGACACAUAUUUUAUUUUAAUUAAUCUCGAAAUAAGAAACUAUAUUGGUCAUUCUAAAUUACUACACACUGUUUUGAAAUAAUUUAAAAUGUCAUUAAAGUAAUAUUUCCUUUA